Molecule: messenger RNA, 750 nt
Organism: Strongyloides ratti
Lineage: Eukaryota; Metazoa; Nematoda; Chromadorea; Rhabditida; Strongyloididae
Exons: 1
Coding region: 1-750 (249 amino acids)
Source: RefSeq, a predicted model, not a curated record
AUGUCUUCUUUAAACAAUUCUUUGGUAACUUCUACUGUGGGACAAUCAGUAACAAAUGCUAAUAGUGUUAAUAACAUUACCACGGAAAGUAAAAAUAUCACUGCAACCAAAAGUCCAAUAAUUCAUACAAUUGAAGUCAGCAAAUCUAGUAAUAAUGAAGGUCAAAAAAUUGCUGCUGGAAUACAUUUUAACUCUGAUCAUUAUCCUAAAAAUGCUAAUAUAUCAAAAACAACAGAAUAUAAGGAUAAUUCAACCAGUUUACUAUUAAAAACAGAUUAUGAAAAAGGUGAUAAAGUACAAAGUACUAAUCAUUCAAUUAUUUCUAAUACUAAUAAUCAUGCUUCAAAUUCUUCUAGUAAUAGUUAUUAUAAAUCAACAACUUCUAAAAACUCAGAUUUUAAUUUAGUUGGGAUAAUUGCUGCAUCAGUAUUUGGCGUUAUAUUAAUAGCAGCAAUGGCAGGUACAAUUUUUUUUUUGGUUAAAAGAAAAGGAACUUCAACGGUUGAAGUUGUAUAUAGACAAGAAAGAAGUAAUUAUUUAUCACUUAACAAUGAUAAUGAUAAGAGUUCAAUAAAUAAAAAUAGAAGAAAUAGAAGUAUAAAAUGUUCUGAUAAAAAUAAAAAGAAAAAUGUUGAUAAGAAUAAUAACAGCGAAAACAAAAAAAAUAACUCGACAAAAAAAAAAGGUGAUGUUAAUUUGCUUGAUAAAACUUCAUCAUCGUUAAGUUCAAUGAAUACUUCGGCCCGUUGA